Messenger RNA from Nanorana parkeri, 507 nucleotides. It is a transcript of the gene MRPS24, whose product is annotated as mitochondrial ribosomal protein S24. Gene Ontology annotation, biological process: translation. NCBI's taxonomy places the organism in Eukaryota, Metazoa, Chordata, Amphibia, Anura, Dicroglossidae. The record is from RefSeq and is a predicted model, not a curated record. The coding region runs from base 4 to 507 and encodes 167 amino acids. Gene Ontology annotation, cellular component: mitochondrion. The transcript is spliced from 4 exons.
UCUAUGUGCAGUGCAGUGUGCCGGCUGCAGGUUUUGCCAAAAGGAUUAGAUUUCGUUUUCCCCCGACAUUGUCAAAUUCGCGCCAUUCAGACAACUUCCGUAUGUCUAAAGAACCGGGCAGCACGUGUGCGUGUGGGUAAAGGCGACAAGCCUGUGACCUAUGAAGAAGCCCAUCCUCCGCACUUUAUCGCCCAUAGGAAAGGCUGGCUGUCUCAACAUACAAGUAACUUGGAUGCUGAAGAGGACACUGCAGGGCGUACGAUAGAAGAUAUCUACAUUCGGAAAUUUAUGUAUGGCACGUUCCACGGCUGCCUGGCUAAUGAGAUUGUGAUCAAGAGACGGGCCAAUCUAAUCGUGAUCUGCGCUAUCGUUCUCCAGAGGCUCCCGCCACAGAAGUUCUAUUUUCUGGUUGGCUACACCGAGUCCUUGCUGUCCUUCUUGUACAAAUGUCCGGUGAGGGUUGAACUACAGACCGUAGAAGAUAAAGUCAUUUACAAGUGGUUGUAA